AUGCAAGAAGCUGAGAAAAGAAGCGAUGAAACAGAGUCGGGAUCCAUGAAAGAGACCAAGGGACGAGCUCCGGAUUUGAGGCCUGACGAGAAAAUUAGGAAAGAAAAAAAGAAAACAGAGUUGAUACGAAUUUCUCAGGAGAAUCUUCAGGAAGAACGAAGAGAGGGAGCUAGUAAGAGGGUCGGUUCGAUUCCAUCUUCUGAUGAAAACAGAGAAAAUAUGAAUCUGAGAGAUGCGUAUCCAGUUCGUCCCGGUGAAAAAGACUGUCAGUUUUACCUCGACACUGGUCUGUGUGGCUAUGGAAGAAGUUGUCGUUACAAUCAUCCUACUCAUCUUCUAAAGGAUCAUCCGGAGAGGAGUGAUUUGCCCAUCUGUAAGCAUUUUCGGAGAGGUAAUUGUCGGUUCGGCUCAGUUUGUGUAUAUCGACACUUAGAGGACAUGGAAGGUUCAGAUGUGUAUCAGCCUAGAAGAACUCACGAAAUUGAGUCAGGAUCCAGGCCAGAGAAGAGGGCAAAAAUUAUUCUGGAUUCCGAAGAGCGUGGUUCAAAAGAAAGAUUCGAAAAUUUAGAGGAAUUACGAGAGCAAGACAAUCCCCAAGAACAGAUACAGAGAUAUACUGAAAGGCAAGUGACAGAGAGAGCUCAUCACAAUCUGCAUCAACAAAGCAACGAUGAAUCAGAGGCACAAGACAAUAUGCAGGUUCAUCAACCAGAACAAGAACAAGAGAUGAAGACGCCACACCAUACACCGCAGCAACAACAACCUGUGCAGACUCCGCAGCAGCAACCAUCGUUAGCUUCUCAUUUUAAUCUUUAUCCGUCGGUGGAAAAAUUAGCAGAUGCGAUUGAAGCUGGACCACGAGAUCAGAACUCUGGUGCCCUGGUGACUGAAGUGAACAGCCAUUUUGACAAGUGUCAACAGCUCUUGAAUUCAAUUUCAAAAUCCCUAGGAUCUCACAUUAAUGUGUAUGUUGAUGACCAUAAGGAAAAAUUAGAAGAAAAUGAACAAUUGCUUCAACAAAGAAAGGCAUUGAUUGAGGAAUAUAAGAAAUCUGUUGAAGAGAUUAUGAAGAAAGAGCCCUAG
Molecule: messenger RNA, 1083 nt
Organism: Capsella rubella
Lineage: Eukaryota; Viridiplantae; Streptophyta; Magnoliopsida; Brassicales; Brassicaceae
Product: putative zinc finger CCCH domain-containing protein 9
Exons: 14
Coding region: 1-1083 (360 amino acids)
Cellular component (GO): mediator complex
Molecular function (GO): metal ion binding
Source: RefSeq, a predicted model, not a curated record